AUGGCGGCCUGCAAGGAGGCCAAGAUCGGGAUGGAGCAGCUGGCCAUGAGCCCACAGGCCCUGGCGGAGAUGAUCUCGCUGAUCGAUGAGGGCGUGAUCAGCGGCAAGAUCGCCAAGGACGCCCUGCCGCGGCUGUUUGCGGGGGAGGGCAACGGCGGCGUGCGCGCGUUUGUGGAGAGCCAGGGGCUGGUCCAGAUAUCGGACGUGUCUGCAGUGGAGGCUAUGGUGGAGGCGGUGCUGGCCGCCAACCCCAAGCAGCUCAACGACUACGUGGGGGGCAAGACUAAGCUGGCCGGGUUCUUCACGGGGCAGGUGAUGAAGGAGAGCCAGGGCCGCGUCAACCCCGGCCUGAUGCAGCAGGUGCUGACGGCAAAGCUCAAGGAGGCGGUCGACAGGGCGGCUGCGGGCGCGGCGUGA
Messenger RNA from Monoraphidium neglectum, 417 nucleotides. RefSeq names its product aspartyl-tRNA(Asn)/glutamyl-tRNA(Gln) amidotransferase subunit B. The transcript has 4 exons. Lineage: Eukaryota; Viridiplantae; Chlorophyta; Chlorophyceae; Sphaeropleales; Selenastraceae. Gene Ontology annotation, biological process: mitochondrial translation; glutaminyl-tRNAGln biosynthesis via transamidation. Bases 1 to 417 code for a protein of 138 amino acids. The record is from RefSeq and is a predicted model, not a curated record. Gene Ontology annotation, molecular function: glutaminyl-tRNA synthase (glutamine-hydrolyzing) activity.